UUUACAGUGCACAUUAAACUUUCGAUAAUGCAUUAGAUAUCGGAAACGUCCAAUGCCCGUAAAGCGUUUGAAAGGUCGGAGGAGGAGAUCUGAAACGUUGCCAGCUCUUCACAUUCGGUACAAAUGAGGCGACACUAAUGGAAACUGUGCGAAAUAUCGAAGAACUGCUUUUAACCGGAGACAUUCGUCGCGCUCCCAAGGCUCCGUCUCGCGCAAUAAGGGGGCGGGCGAGCACGGAGAGGCGGCAUAUUCCCGUUGCAUUAUGUUUGAAUUCAGUGGCACUUUAAACCAUAAAUCAGCGGGUACUUCAGAGAGGCACCGGAGCCUCUUGACAGACAGUCGCGGCGAAUGCUGAGCCUCGAGCCCACUAAAGGGAAGAACGCCGCCGCGUGUGUUCACUCGGCGGUUUCCACUAACAAGGCCUGUAUAUAAUCCCACUGUUUAUAGCCGACUCUUCAGGAAGCCACACGGUCUCCUCGCGCCUUCCAAUAUAGCGCGCUGCUACAUCGGGCGCUGUGACCACGGUCACCUGUCACCGGCUUCUUUCACGUCAGGGCUCGCGAACUCCCAGUAAUGCGGCAGCUCACUGGUUGGAACAUAUGUAUGACGGUACAUUAAAUACUUUAUGAGUGAUUCCCGCGCGCUGUGCAUAGUCUAUAUCCAGUCAGAUUUCAUUUUUCACAUGAUUUUAAAAUUUUAUUUCAGUGAUUGUUUUCUUUUGCAUUUAUUCCCUUGACAUUCAUGGCAUUAGAAAUUGACCCGUGUUUCAAAAUAAUAAAUAAAUAAAAUAUAUGUAUUUUAAAAAUACAAGUAAGAUCUAUUCUGUGGUAUUCCUUCGCACAUCAGAUCUGUUCUGUGAUUCCAAGUUUCUAGACUCUUGUUAGCUUGCUUCUGGUUGUCUAUGUCGUAUGCUACUAAAGAAACGCGUGCAAAAAAUAAUACACUGGGAAAAAAUGUUCUUUAACAAGAUACAUGAGCAUGUUGCUUUUUUGUUGGAAUGAACCGGUGCGGCAAAGCAUUAAAAGAAAAGCAGAAUUGUAUCCGCUAUCGGUUCUGUUAAUUAAUGAUCUCUGCUGCUCGGGAGCAUAAGCCCCCCUAACCUGUGCCUUAGCUCCGCUGACUGAGGAAAUGAAUGAAGAUGAAAAAAAAAAAAAGACGGAGAAAUAAUAAAUUAUUCCGCGCGAGGUUUCAUUUCAGGCCAUUAACUAUAGGUGGAGCCGGGUUGAUAUUUUGCACCUGCACUGUCAGAGGCAUGGUUCUCUCUCUCUUUUUUUUUUAAAAAAAGAGAAAUGGCACGACCAACACAGUGACAGGUUCGGGGCAUCCUUCGGGAAUGCCCAAUCAAUCACGAGACGGGAGGGAGGAAUUCAGCUGAGCGCUGAAUUAGCUUCCCGGGGAAUGUAGGGAUUCAUGUGCAACGUCCAAACGACCAAAAUGGCUCCUAGCCUUUGAACGACUACCGUGAUUAUCUGGAGGAAUUGGCUGUUUGUGUCAAUCACCCCCCCUCCUCCUCCUCCUCCUCCCGUAUGCGUCUCCUCUUUCUUUUACUCCCGUAGGUGAGCGAGGGAGACGGGCGGCAUUCGGGCGACGGAGACGACGGGGACGGGGACAGCGGCAGCAGCAGCAGCUGCCGCGAUUUUCUCGCGCCGUGAUUAAAUACUUCUUGUGUCUUCUCCGCCGCUAUAAUCCGUGUAGCACAGAAAAGGGGGGCUGCGGGAGGAUAAUCGUGAAUGGACCCCUGAAUCAUUCCAGCUGGCUGCAUCUCAAACAGCGCCGUGGAGAGAAUGGGAUUGGGCUCCCUUGUUCUGUCACAAGAGCGGCAGCAUUUUAAGGAGUUUCUCCCAGAAAUCGUUCCGGAACGCGCGGCGUCUCCCUUUCUCUUCGCCCCGACGACGGGCACAUUUCGGCUGGAGAAGGUAACAGCGGAAGGACUGCGUGGGGAAUUAGCCACUGAGGUCGCCUCUCCCUGUCUGCGGAAGAACCCGGAUCGUUGCGCGAUCUCUCUCGCUCUCUCCGCCUUCUGCCGGGAGCGGACCCCUGUCCCCCCGAAGACCCGGAAAGCAUCCUCCCCAAUGUCCUGCGAUGGUUACAUGAAGACGCCAUGAAGCCCACAGCACCUCACCGCUCCCCUGCUUUGGGACAGUGAACUUGUCCGAAAACUGCAGAGAGAGAGAGAGAGAGGGAGAGAGAGAGCGAGCGCGAGAACGACGAGGAGCUUGGUUAAUCCGGCGAGGAAAGUGUAAAGGGGGGAGGGGGUGGGGGCAGGGGCAGGGGGGGGGUGGUGGUGGCGAUCAGCCAUGAAUCUCGCGAUCAAGCUGCGCAGGAACCUGCGGCGGCUGGUGAUCCUGCUGGCCACCUUCUGCAUGGUGAGCGUCCUGGUCUCGGCCUACUACCUGUACUCGGGCUCCCCGGCGCAGGAGCUGGAGCUGUCGGACCGCGCCGCCGAGCUGGACUGCGCCGACCUCAAGCUGCUCCCCUACCGCCUGGCGGAGGCCAAGACCGCCAAGCCCAUGGACCCGUCGCGCAAGGAGCCCGUGGUGCUGGUGUUCGUGGAGAGCCAGUACUCGCAGCUGGGCCAGGACAUCAUCGCCGUCCUGGAGUCCAACCGGUUCCAGUACCGCGCGGAGAUCGCGCCGGGUAAAGGGGACAUCCCGCCGCUGACGCACAAGGGCCGGGGCCGCUACGCCCUGGUCAUCUACGAGAACAUGAUGAAGUACGUCAACAUGGACUCGUGGAACCGCGACCUGCUGGACAAGUACUGCACGGAGUACAGCGUGGGCGUCGUGGGCUUCCACCGGGCCACGGAGAGCGCGCCGCCGCUGGCCAAGCUGCGGGGCUUCCCGCUCUACCUGCGCAGCAACCUGGCGCUGCGCGACUGCUGCGUGAACCCGCGCUCGCCGCUGCUGCACGUCACCCGGCCCGAGGCCGACCGCGGCCCGCUGCCCGGCGACGACUGGACCGCGUUCCACUCCAACCACUCCACCUACGAGCCGGUGCUGAUGGCCAAGCCGCGGCAGACGGGCGAGCCCGGCGGCGGCGGCGGCGGGAACAACGCGCUGCCCCCGCCAGCGGCCUUCGGCGGCCCGCCGCUGUACGUGACCGUGGUGCAGGACCUGGGCCUCCACGACGGCAUCCAGCGCGUCCUGUUCGGCAACAACCUCAACUACUGGCUGCACCGGCUGAUCCUGGUGGACGCCAUGUCCUACCUGACGGGCAAGCGGCUGUCGCUCUCCCUGGAGCGCUACGUCCUGGUGGACAUCGACGACAUCUUCGUGGGGAAGGAGGGCACCAGGAUGAACGUGAACGACGUCAAGGCCCUGUUGGACACACAGAAUCUGCUCCGAUCUCAAAUUACAAACUUCACCUUCAACCUCGGAUUUUCCGGAAAAUUCUACCACACUGGGACUGAGGAAGAGGAUGCCGGGGACGACCUGCUGCUGAAGUACGUGGACGAGUUCUGGUGGUUCCCCCACAUGUGGAGCCAUGCCCGCCCACCCGCCCACCACCCUUCAGAUCUCCUUCUGGAACAGAUAAUCCUCAACAAGGAGUUUGCCCUGGAGCACGGCAUCCCCGCGGACAUGGGCUACGCGGUGGCGCCGCACCACUCGGGCGUGUACCCCGUGCACAUGCAGCUGUACCAGGCCUGGAAGAAGGCCUGGGGCAUCCGGGUGACCAGCACCGAGGAGUACCCCCACCUGAAACCGGCCCGCUACCGCAAGGGCUUCAUCCACAGCAACAUCAUGGUACUUCCUCGGCAGACCUGUGGUCUGUUCACACACACCAUAUUCUACAAGGAGUACCCCGGAGGGUCGAAGGAACUGGACAAAAGCAUUAAAGGAGGGGAGCUUUUCCUGACCGUCCUCCUCAACCCGAUAAGCAUCUUUAUGACCCAUUUGUCUAACUACGGGAACGACCGGCUGGGCCUCUACACCUUUGUGAACCUGGCCAGCUUUGUGCAGUGCUGGACCAACCUGAGGCUGCACACCCUGCCUCCUCUGCUGCUGGCACACAAGUACUUCCAGCUGUUCCCCGAGCAGAGGAACCCACUGUGGCAGAACCCUUGCGAUGACAAGAGGCACAAGGACAUCUGGUCCAAGGAGAAGACGUGUGACCGGCUCCCCAAGUUCAUGGUGAUUGGUCCUCAGAAGACUGGAACCACGGCUCUCUAUCUCUUCCUGAUAAUGCACCCUUCCAUAUCGAGCAACUUCCCCAGCCUGAAGACAUUCGAGGAGGUGCAGUUCUUCAACAGCAACAACUACCACAAAGGCAUCGACUGGUACAUGGAGUUCUUUCCGGUCCCCUCCAACGUGACCACGGACUUCCUGUUCGAAAAGAGCGCCAACUACUUCCCGUCGGAAGAGUCGCCCCGACGCGCAGCCGCCCUCCUGCCCAAGGCCAAGGUGAUCACGCUGCUCAUCAACCCCUCGGACCGUGCCUACUCCUGGUACCAGCACCAGAGGGCUCACGAGGACCGCGCUGCUCUGAGGUACAGCUUCUACGAGGUGAUCUCCGCGGGUCACCACGCCCCCGCCGAGCUCCGGUCCCUGCAGAACCGCUGCCUGGUGCCGGGUCUGUACGCCGUGCACAUCGAGAGAUGGCUUACCUACUACCCUCCCAGUCAGCUCCUGAUCAUCGACGGGCAGCAGCUGAGGUCUGACCCCGCGGCCGUCAUGGACGAGGUGCAGAAGUUUCUGGGCGUCUCUCCGUACUACAACUACUCUCAGGCCUUAACGUUCGACCCGCAGAAGGGGUUCUGGUGCCAGCUGCUGGAAGGGGGGCGGACCAAAUGCCUGGGGAAGAGCAAAGGCAGGAAGUACCCGGCCAUGGACGCUGAGUCCAGGGCCUUCCUGUCGCGGUACUACAGGGACCACAACGUGGAGCUGUCCAAGCUGCUGCACAGACUGGGCCAGCCGCUGCCCUCCUGGGUCCGAGAGGAGCUGCAGAAAGUCAGAUAGCACAGCGGGAGGGAGGGAGGGGGCGGAGAGAGAGAGAGAGAGAGAGAGAGAGAGAGAGAGCGAGAGAGAGAGAGAGCGAGAGGGAAGGAGGACUUCUGACUACAAUCCUGCCAAAAAAAUCAUAUAAAAAUACAAAUUUGAAAAGAAGAAAAAAAAAAAUGAGGAGGAGGAAUAAUAAAUAAAAAAACGACAGGACACGGAUUUUUUUCGAGCACCUCUUCAGGAACGGGAGUCGCCUCUUUCAGUGUUUCCAUGUGCUGGCAUGUGGGGUCAGGAGUGUCUGAAAACCUGUGGAGGGAAGAUAAGGUGCGCUGCCUUUGGAGGGGCGGGGGAGAGGGAGAGGGCGGGGGAGGGGGGGGGAUAAAGACGGAACACACACACGUACGGAACGCGCGCACACGCGUGUGGCUGUCAGACUGAUCCAAGCCUGCGUGUGCGGCAGGCCUGCACUUGAGACUGCGGUGACUGUUUGUUUUUGUUUUUUAUUUUAUUUUUUUAUUUAUGGCGCCGGCGCGGUGCUGGUGAGCUGCCCUGGCGUCCGUGGUGAAAGAUUUGCACUAAAGUUCCGUUCAAUGCCUCCCACACUUUUUUUCCUUCUUCUUUUUUUAAAAUCUUUUUUCUGUCUUGUACAUUCAGAGAGAGUAACAGAGGGGGGAGAGAGAUACGCGAGAGCUUGUUAACUGAGAGCGGCUCGCUGAAGGUAAACACGGGGAGGAUCUGAGCGGAGUUUCGCUCGUCUGAAGCAGAGUAGUGGCAGCCUCGCCGUUUUUCACGCGGCGGCUGCUCGUUCAGACGGAGCGGCGUCGGUCGACUGCUAGCUGCGAACGUCGAGCGGCGUCUCUCGCCUUCACCCGCGGUCCCCAGAAGACGAGCAGAGGAGGAGCACGCCUCGUCGUUUCCAUGCCGAUCCUUUCCUUCCCCCCCACCGCCGCGUUUCCCAAUAUAGCCGCGGAGCGCGGACGCGCGUCGCAGUCAGAGCACGAAGCGGAAGGCCGCUCGGAUGCGGGCGGGGGGCGGCCAGAGCGUUCUGGAAGGUGACGUCACCCCCCUCGCGGACUCUGGAGAUUCGGGGCUCUGCUCACGCACCCGUGCCUGAGGCCGGGAGUCUUUUCGGCGCCUCAGAACAAACUGUUUUCCGGAAACUUGUACGGCGCGCAGGACCGCACUGCGUCUGUCGGCGACGCACUUUGUUCAGUAAGGAUCAUCGUUUCCGUACUGACUGCACCGGGACUUCGACGCUGGUGGCUCGGUUGGAGUGAUGAAAUUCAUGAAAUCUGUACCACUUUCAGGCUUUUUUUUGUUUCCUCCCACAGCUAAGCACAGAGCGCGUUGUGGUUAGAUUGAAUUUUGGUCUUGGUCGCAAAAGUGCGCUCCUGAAAAUUGUGAUUAUAAAGGCACCUGAAAAUCAUAUGCUCGUUGGCGAACUUUGUGAUCACACAAUAAGCGAAUCGCACUGGUGAACUCAGGGAAAAUCUGAGUGUCCUAAAACAAACAUGUACAUGUUCUUUUGAGAAGGGUAUUUAUUUUUUUGUUCAGUUCUUCGCUGGCGUGUGGGUGUAUCGCUUGGUGAAAUCGAACAGUGGUCAUUCAGUAGGCCCCGUGGUGAAUUCACUUUAAUGGGAAAAGAUAAUGAUCUCCCCUCUGAAGGGACCUUCUGAUAACCUUGACAUUCUACACCCUGGAUAUGGUGUGCCAUGCCAUGCUCACCGCGGGUAUGUGAAAUUUACAGCAGAGUCACGGUUUCAAACGUCACGCUUACUCACAUCGCCGAACUGAGGACAGCAAGGACUGCGCGAUCAGACCAAUGCCCCUGGGAUUCUAAUGUAUCAUAUUUCAGUCAUAUUUCAUAAUUUAGUUUAGUUUUUUUUUUAAUUCUUUUUUUAAGCUAUCAUUUCGCCCCAUCGGCAGGACUAAUAGGAGAUGCUUUUGUUACAUGAGAUUAAUUCUAAGAAUUGAUGCAGUUUGUGUCGGGUUUUAGUCGCCAGUUUGACCUUAGCGUUGCUUUCUGGGUCGCAGCGUAUUUGCUGGUUGGAUUACUUGUAUUUUUAUUUUUUUGUUUUUUUUUUGUUAAUAAAUGCCUCAAUACGGUGUGUAAUUGCUUCGAAAGAGUGUGUAUAUAUAUAUACAUAUAUAUUCAAAUAAAAAAAUUAACUGGUUAA
This is a messenger RNA of Anguilla rostrata (American eel), 7114 nucleotides long. RefSeq names its product N-deacetylase/N-sulfotransferase (heparan glucosaminyl) 3 (gene ndst3). The transcript is spliced from 15 exons. Lineage: Eukaryota; Metazoa; Chordata; Actinopteri; Anguilliformes; Anguillidae. Bases 2298 to 4955 code for a protein of 885 amino acids. The record is from RefSeq and is a predicted model, not a curated record. Gene Ontology annotation, molecular function: heparan sulfate N-sulfotransferase activity; deacetylase activity. Gene Ontology annotation, cellular component: Golgi apparatus.